Messenger RNA from Penaeus vannamei (Pacific white shrimp), 1328 nucleotides. The record is from RefSeq and is a predicted model, not a curated record. NCBI's taxonomy places the organism in Eukaryota, Metazoa, Arthropoda, Malacostraca, Decapoda, Penaeidae.
UCACGAUUACAGGUGCAAGUUCUCAAAACCAGGGACACAGAAACAGUUUUGUUACGAUAAACCCACGAGGUGCACCUGCCUGCAUUUUCUCCUGCAAUAUCUGAACCGCCACCUUUGACAUUCAAAACACCAACAUGGCUAAAAUCAAAAAACUCUCGCAAAAGAAAGUAUCAACGGUAUUCGAGCUGUUUGCCGUGUUAAUUGGCUCUGUCUUCGGCUUUGUUUUUACUAUCGUCUUCGCAGAGCAAUUGCAAAUGGCAAAUUUCAAGAGAAACCAGAUGUCCCCGUCCAGUUCCGGCGCCAUAUUCCAUGAAGUCGUGACAACAGAGGCUGACAAACUGACAAAGGAAGUGCGAAAUUUGUGCUGGAUCUUGACGCAGCCCAAAUCGCACUACAGGAAGGCAGUUCACGUGAAGAACACUUGGGGGAAGCGGUGCGACAAACUCAUCUUCAUGAGCACGGAAAACGAUACGAGUCUCGGGGCUGUCGCGCUGGACACCCCCGAAGGGCGCGAGAAUCUGUGGGGCAAGACGAAGGCAGCUUUCAGAUACGUUUAUGAACACCACUUGGAGGAAUACGACUGGUUCCUGAAGGCGGAUGACGACACGUACACAAUUAUAGAGAAUUUGCGUUAUAUGCUCAGCAACUAUGACCCAAAAUUCCCCAUUUAUUUUGGAUCAAGACUUAGAUUGUUCUACAAAGAGGGAAUCCUGGGGGGAGGUUCCGGUUACGUCCUGAGCCGAGAAGCAACAAGAAAGUUCGUGGAAGAGGCCUUGCCCAAUAAAUCAAUAUGCAAGCAAAGCAAUCAGGGUCUGGAAGAUGUUGAGAUAGCUGGUUGUCUGCUGAAGAGUGGAGUCCUGAUCGGCGAUUCCCGAGACAGCUUGGAACGUGGUCGGUUCUUCCCAUUAGGACCUCACAUCCACAUCAGGGGGGGUAUUCCUCAGUGGUAUAAGAAGAACGCCUUUUACAAGCCCUAUGCGGGCUUUAACGACUGCUCAGAAUCGGCCAUCGCCUUCCACUACGUCGCUCCCGAACUCAUGUACUGGUACGACUUCCUGCUGUACUUCGUGAGGGCCUUCGGGGUCCAGCGCCAGCAGCCGUUUCCUGCCGAGUUGCCGCCCGGCGUCAGGGGUCUGCCGCGAGAGGUCUUUGAGAAACUUGUCCUCCCUAAGAACGUUACGGAAGCCAGGUCAUUUCAACAAACGUAACAAGUUUGUUGAACAAGCAUAUAUUAGUGGGUACGUAAAUAUAUACAUAUAUACAUAUACACACACACACAUAUAUAUAUAUAUAUGUGUGUGUGUGUGUGUGUAAUAAAUAUAUAUGUA